GUGCAGGAACACUCUAGUCAGUCUGAUUUAUCUGAUAUGGAUGGAACAUUGUUGUCUGAUUCACUUUUGUCAUGGAAGCAGCGAUCAUACAAGGGAAAAGAACCUUUAUUACCUGCGGCUGCUCCACAAGAGAAAAGACCUCCUUUAAAAGGAUCAUCGCAAGCAGUGCACUUCAAAGACCCCGUAGUUCAGCCAAGCGCUUUUCUCUCACCCAAACAAAAAGUGCCUCAUUCUCGUGCUCUGAUCAAGCCUAAAGACGAGCCAUUUACUGGUGACAUGCCUUUUGAAGACGCUAUGCAAUCUAUUGCAAUUAUCCGACCAGAUUCUGCAAGCAAAGAACAAUCUCUUAUUCAAAGAGUUUCUUCACGCAAACAGCAUCAUCAAGAACCUCCAGCAUCCCAAUUUUUAGCUGGAGAAGAUAACGUUCCAGUUUCAUCAAGUCCGGCAAGAGAUAGCUGUGAACUUGCAACCAUUCCAGAAGACUCUCCGGCUAGCUUAGAGAUUGCCACCUCAGCACUGGGAGAGGUGAAGAUUUCUCUGAGCUGCAACUCUAUGCUUGGAAGACCAGAUUUUCAUAUGCCUAGUCAAGAUGAACUUCUGCAAUCAAUGCAGGAUAAAUGUCUCCGAUCUUACAAAAUCCUUGACCCAAACUUUUCUGUCAUGCAAAUGCUGAAAGAUAUGUGUGAAUGCUUCUUGGAUUUGGCAACUGAUUCCUCUCAUGAACAUGAAUCGCAGGAAAGGAUUUUGAAUGUAACACCAGCUCUUGAUCUAUUGAAGAAAUCUGUUGGUGGCAUUAAAGAAAAUAACCAUAUACCAGCCUAUGUUGUAAGGGGAUCAGUUGAUGCUCGUCACUUUGAUGAGGUGGCUGCUUUUCAAAUUCCAAGACCACUACAGCCUCCGAAUGUUUUGGAGGUUGUGCAGGUGAGUGAAGAGGCUAUUGAAAAUGGCUGUUCUGGAAGUGGCAAAGUAAAUGAAUUUAGAGAUGCUGAGUUUGGUAGUUUGAUUGUGGUUCCACAGAGUCAACUGACUCCUGAUGAGUUUAGGUCCCUUCAUUAUCGUACUGACAUCACUAAGGGAGAAGAAAUGGUUGAGAUUCCAUGGUUGAAUGAAGUAAACAGCGAGUUUCCUCCAUUUUUUAACUACAUACCCCGGAAUCUGAUUUUUCAGAAUGCUUAUGUCGACUUCACUCUCUCUCAAAUUAGGGCUGAAAAUUGCUGCUUGGCUUGUAUUGGUAAUUGUUUGUUGUCAUCUACACCUUGUGUUUGCUCCAGUGACACUGAGCAUGGUUUUGCAUACACUUUAGAAGGCCUUGUUAAGGAGGAUUUCUUAGAAGAUUGUAUCUCUCUGACUCGGGAUCCUCAGCGACAAUGCCUUUCUUAUUGUAGAGAUUGCCCACUGGAAAGAUCAAAAAACGAUGAGAUAUUGGAACCAUGCAAGGGUCACGUGAAGAGAAAAUAUAUAGAAGAAUGUUGGAGCAAAUGUGGGUGCCACAAACAAUGUGGAAACAGAGUCGUGCAGCGAGGUAUAAGGUGCAAGUUGCAGGUUUUCUUUACCCCUGAAGGGAAGGGGUGGGGUCUCAGAACUCUAGAAAUGCUACCAAAAGGUACAUUUGUAUGCGAGUAUGUAGGGGAGAUACUAACCAACAAAGAGUUGUAUGAGAGGAAGAUGCAAAGGACAAGUAGCAGCAAGACUGAGAAGCAUGCCUAUCCAGUUCUACUUGAUGCGGAUUGGUGCAUGAAAGGAGUUGUAAAGGAUGAAGAAGCUCUGUGUUUGGAUGCGACAUUUUAUGGAAAUAUUGCUAGGUUUAUCAAUCACAGAUGUCUUGAUGCAAAUAUGAUUGAAAUCCCCGUGAAGAUUGAGACCCCUGAUCAUCAUUAUUAUCAUCUUGCUUUCUUCACAACAAGAGGAGUGAAUGCCUUAGAAGAGUUAACAUGGGAUUAUGGGAUUGAUUUUGAUGAUACUGAUCAACCUGUGGAGGUAUUCCCAUGCCGAUGUGGCAGUAAGUUCUGCAGGAACAUGAAACGUUCAAAUAGAUCUAAUUCAGCAGCAAGAUGAUCAGAUGUGCAGAUUAUGAGACUGCCUCAUUCUUCCACAAUCCCAUCCAUGACGAGAGAAGAAAGAUUUUGAAGUGGAUUUGCUCAGUUUUUCUUGGUCCUGCUGGCAAUCUUGUCAAAGUCAUAUGGUGUUAUUUUGUCAAGCCGGAUGGUUAAUUGGCAGUGGGUCGUGCAUGGCCCUAAAAAUGUGUUUAUGAUGUAUUGAUUGCAUAAUCUACCAUCCCAGUAUUGAAUUUUGCGUCUAAAUCUGGGAUUUUGUGCUGCAGCUUGGCAACAACUGGGUCAUGUAUGUCUUUGUUUAUUGUACAGGAUUUUGGCUUUGUGAUC
This is a messenger RNA of Populus nigra (black poplar), 2381 nucleotides long. RefSeq names its product histone-lysine N-methyltransferase SUVR4. Lineage: Eukaryota; Viridiplantae; Streptophyta; Magnoliopsida; Malpighiales; Salicaceae. Gene Ontology annotation, molecular function: histone methyltransferase activity; protein binding; zinc ion binding. Bases 37 to 2055 code for a protein of 672 amino acids. The transcript is spliced from 7 exons. Gene Ontology annotation, cellular component: nucleus. The record is from RefSeq and is a predicted model, not a curated record.